CUGAACUCUGAGUUGAUCUACUCUGAGAUAGAAAACUCAGAGUUUCCGGUUUCACAACGGCUGAUUCGAGUUGGUUAAAUCAACUCGGAGUAGUUUCACCCGGAGUUAAGCGCGUGCACCACAACUAUAAACAGACAGCAUCAAUGGAACCCCGAUUCGACGAGUCACCAUGGCAACAGGGAAGCGGAGAGCUACGUUUUUUACACCACUUGAACUGGACAUCUUAAUUCGUUCAAUAUGGCGACUACGAACACGUUUUUAGAAAGAAGUGCAACACCGCUGCGGCUGCAAAAGAGAGGGAGACGGCGUGGGAGAACAUUGCUGCCCGAGUCAAUGCGUGCAAUCCCGCGGGGGUGAAGCGCACGUGGCAGCAGCUGAAGAUGAAAUAUAAAAACAUUGUUCAAACAGCCAACAGGAAGAAAGGAGAUGCCCGUAAAACAGGAGGUGGCCCAGCAGCACAACCUCUAACGGAGGCAGAGGAGCUGGUCCUAAGCCAGAAUUUGGGAAGGCCAGUGGCUGAGGGAAUCCCUGGAGGGAGCUCAUCCUCUGAGACCACCCCCCAAGACACAAGUGCUUUUAUAAAAUAUUCUGAUGGUACUAUCUGCCUGGUGGAGCCCCUUCACACCACAACAGACCUUGUAACUGAUGAAGAGGAUGAAACUGUGUCUGCUGCCUUUACAGAGGGGGAUCCAGAAAGGCAUCUAGAGAGCAUGGCUGGACAGCAGCAGGAUGCUUCCUCAACUUCCACUGCACAGAUUGACACAUUACCAGUAAAACAAAUAUACAAAAUCCACUUGCUGAGAAAAAUACAAAAAACAGAUAAAGAAAUGCAGUACUUGGACUGCCAGAUUAAGAAGGCAGAUCUGGAAAUUGAAAUACUGGAGCACAAGUUAGAGGUGGGUGCAGGUCACAGGUGAAUUAUGUUAACUACUGGAACAUUAACUAAAUUAGCUGUUUUAUUUGUAGGAAAUAAAGAAGACCAAAUGAAA
Molecule: messenger RNA, 989 nt
Organism: Amphiprion ocellaris (clown anemonefish)
Lineage: Eukaryota; Metazoa; Chordata; Actinopteri; Pomacentridae
Exons: 7
Coding region: 381-917 (178 amino acids)
Source: RefSeq, a predicted model, not a curated record